Vitrella brassicaformis is the source of this 2584-nucleotide messenger RNA. The record is from the annotation of a GenBank genome assembly. NCBI's taxonomy places the organism in Eukaryota, Vitrellaceae.
CCAUACGCGAGACCACUUGCAGCCAAUGUUCAUGGCCAUCGCGCCAUGGUGCCUUCUGCGGCCACCACAGGCCGUCAGCUUAGGGCCCUUCUCGUCUGGGUAAGUACCUAAGCAUACACCAAUACUCUGACACCGAUAGACAGACAGACAGACAGAGAGGGACAUCGGCCGACCUUUAGGAAUCUUUUCUGUCUCCUUUGCGUGCAGGUAAGUAAGCCGCCCCUUCGUGGGUGGUCUGAAAGCCUUGGCGGGGGGGCCCCACGUGACGCGACUGUCGAUAACCAACCAGUCGCCAAACACGUCUCCCUCGAAGCCCCCGUCCAUCCACCGGUGAGCAGCCCGCAGUUUGCCAACACGCCCACCCCCUCACCACGCCAUGGAUGUGUCUGUCUCUUUCAGGUCGCUGCUUGUGGAGGCCCGCAGGCAGAGCGCCCCCAGCUCCAGCCUCAUAGCGAUAUCAGCACCCCCGGCCGACAGGCCCCUGGCGCGGCACUCCCGCCGUCAGGCUUCCCCCCUCCCAUGAUCCCCCGCCCACCGCCGUUUCCCUCGAUCCACCCCUCUGCGCCACUGGCCCCCGCUGCACCCCAUCGGCAGCCUCUGAUGCUGCCUGCCCUUCGUUCGUCCCUCAGAAGGUACGUGAGGGAGCACUGAAGGCAUCAGGCAAUGCCCACCGGUGGGCUUGCGUGUGUGUCGUGUGUGUGUGCCUUGGCAGGUGGGCCAUGUCCGUCGUCCGAGCCAAGCCACGAUGGGCGGGGGAAGGCCGCUUUGGCCGUAUCCCGUCCACGAUGGGCGGGGGAAGGCCGCUUUGGCCGUAUCCCGUCCAUCACGCAUGGCUCAGGACAACAGACAUGCCCUCCCUCUGGAACCCCGAGGCAGCCAAGGCAAGGCGGUGGAGGCCGCCUCCAUGCGCAUGAUGGCUCUGAGACAGGCAGCCGCACCCGUGGCGAAGACAAGACCGCCAUCAAACCCACCAAGGUAAGGUACCCACACGCCCCCGUCUGCCCACUCGCCACUCCCACUCAUCCAUUGAUGUGCCACGUGUAUGUGUAGGGGGAGGACCUGACUGACUGACGAGGAGUGGCAGUUCGCCGACGUCCUCACGAGGCUGCUGAAUGGGACACGCCCUUCGAGCGGGCGAUGCGGCAGCUGGCGGGGAUGAAGGGGGAUGAAGGGAGAGGAGGAUGCGUCCCCCUCACAGACUCACCAACCAUCCGCCUAAAGGCGGCCGUGGGCCUCCCUCUACUCCACCGACAAGUGCCACCUUCAAGACACCCAGCCCGACCGGCGCAGCAUCCAGUCGCUCCGCAGCUGGCAGGCAGAGAGCGUCAGUCACUGUGGCGUGCGGCAAGUGUGCGAGCGAAUAACAUCGAUGUGUACGACCUGGACGGCUCAGUGUCGGUGGUGGAUGGAUGGAUAAAUGGGUGGUGCCAGGGGCGUGGGUGUGCAUGGGUGGGUGCCUUAUGGUCUCUUUGCUCUCUUCCAAACUGGCCUUUCUGUGCGGGCGGAUGGAUGAAUGGAUGGAUGCGUGAGAUGCGUGGAGAGGCGUGAGCGUAACGCCAUGCCUGUGUGCAUCCGUGUCGACUUACUACUACUGACUGACUGACUGCGUCUUUAUUGUAUUUUUGGUCCACGGCUCACUCCACUUACAUGUGCUGUUUGUAUGGAUGUAUAGGCUUACCUUAUUACUGCAGGCACCCACAGGCUCACUCACUUCUCCUCUCCUGCUUUGGCGGUUUUGGGUGCGGCCCGCUUCACAUCACACCGAACCGCCAAGACACACAUGCGCACCACGAGCACAAAGGUCGACCCGGUGCAUCCGUGGUGACUUACUACUGACUUGCUAGUCCACCAUUCAUUCACUGGCUUCCCUUUGUCAUCCAGCGCUUUUGCUUAGCCCACCCACCCACUCAGGCACACACAUGCGGACCAGGAGCACACACUGUCUUCUCUCAUUUGAAGUCGACCCCUCCCUCAUACUGCUUGCUGACGCGACACGAUGCACAGCUUUCUGGCUGCUGCGCAAGAGCACUGUUCUUUCCGCCGCUGUUUUUCGUCGUUGGCCGCGUUUUUCCAGCGUCCGGCGGACACCACAGCUGUCCAUCAGCCGCUGCUCUGUCGGCGGUUCUUGUGCCGCCGCACACCUCAUUUACGUCUGAGUAUGUACCUGCCAGUAUACUGGCCAGCUCAGCUGGGCACUAACACACAAAGGCGUGUUCAUCGGUGCGCCUAGAUGUGUGUGACGUGUGCAUAUAUUGCGCACAUGUACCCUUCCUUCCACAGCACAACACAAAUAUCGGCGCGGAACACCAUGAUGCCAUGCCGUCUGACGAGUCGAGGUACAUGGGAUGAAUUACAUGGCGUGAAGAGUCUGCAAGUGGAUGGAUGGAUGGCAAACUCCGUGCGCCUGCAUGUCCCGCGCUUUUGGUCGUUGCAGGCGCACUGUUCGCCCACACACAGACACAUUUGAGAGCAUUACACACACACAGACAUACAUACACAAUACAGACAGACAGACAGACAGAAUACAGACAGACAGACAGAUGUGUACGUCAGUUUGCUUGUCCAUGUAGGCACGCUGUGCGAU